AUGCCGAAGUACUUGUCACCCAGCGUCAGCACUUAUCUGCACUGUGCCAAGGGCCUUCUGUGUCGUAUGACAUGGGGAGCUGGCCAGGACAAUGGUACUGCUAUGCCCACCACCUCCGUCAGCGCCGCCCCGGGUGCCGCUGUGGACGAGGAGGAGCAGCAAAAGCCCGGGAAGGUGGCGGCAGAGCUACUGCAGGCAUUGAAGCUUAUUGGGCCGGACAAAGGCGCCCUAGCCAGUGCUCAGCUGCUUGCUCUUCGCUUGACCGCCGAGGGCAAGGUGGGUCUAAGCCCAGCGAAUGUGAUUGCUCUGAAUCUGUUCCUCUCAGAUGCCACCUUCCACAGUGAGGUCAACACGGCCAUGGUGUCGCAGUUUUCGCAGCAGCCCCUACCAGCAGUGCGCGAGCGUGCUGCCGAUAUUUACGCGGCGCAU
Molecule: messenger RNA, 429 nt
Organism: Symbiodinium necroappetens
Lineage: Eukaryota; Dinophyceae; Suessiales; Symbiodiniaceae
Source: the annotation of a GenBank genome assembly